Messenger RNA from Prorocentrum cordatum, 372 nucleotides. Lineage: Eukaryota; Dinophyceae; Prorocentrales; Prorocentraceae. The record is from the annotation of a GenBank genome assembly.
AUGGACCAGAAGUCGUUCGUCAAGCUGUGCAAGGACGUGAAGCUUGUGGACAAGAGUUUCACCACCACGGACGCAGACCUUAUCUUCACAAAAGUCGUGACGAAGGGCCAACGCAGGAUCGAUUUCGGCCAUUUCAGCGCCGCCUUGGACCAGGUCGCGGCGAAGAAGGGCACCAGCGCAGAGGCCAUCCGUGACGCGAUCUGCAGCGCAGGGGGUCCGACGCUGAACGGCACGGUCGCCGACCACGUGAAAUUCCACGACGACAAGUCCACCUACACAGGGACGCACGUCAAUGGUGGCCCCGAGUCAGUGCGUAAAGGUGGCGGCACAGCAACGCAGCUCGCCUCGGGCGGUAUGGCCUCAGGCCAUUAG